CCCCAUUCGUCCCUCCGACAAUCCCAUCCGUCCACUCACCCUCCUCUGCCCCAUCCUGCCCAUCCCAAUCCAACGUAAAAUACACAUAUAUACGUGCCCGCGCCUAACCUACAAGUAUAUCUCCCUUUCCCCCCACCUCCUCCCCACACCCGCCAUACAUACAUACAUACCUACAUACCUACAUACCGUAUAUAUACACCCAUCCAACCACCAAAACCCAUUACAUGUCCGCCCAAACAUUUCAACCCACCACCGCCACCCUCUAAAGCAAUCCCCAAUAUCAUGAUGCCGGACGACAUAAAUGGUUUCAUAGCUCUCGUGGCGUUCAUAACAGUGCUGACGAUAUUUGGCACGAUCGGGAGGUUAUGUAUACUAAGGCGGAGGCCCAGAACACUCGCGGUGAACAUUAGUGACGCUGCGUUCGUGCUGUUCACCGUUUUGAUGGUCGCGACGGCCGGGAUUGCGUAUGAUGUGGUUCUCCAGGAGCUCCGCAUCCGGCGGGACUUUGGGGAUCAGGCCAUUCCACACAUGUUGUUUACGGAGGGAUAUCUGAAGGAAUUCUUCGCCAUUACCCUAUUCUGCACGACGCAGGUUUGGUUACUAAAGGCCGCAUUCUUGGGAUACUAUUGGAGUUUAAGAGAAACUCUUACGGAUAGGAUUAAAUUUCUGCUGUAUGCUGUGUCGGCGUAUUGCCUUGUGACAUAUAUUGGGGUUCUAUCCUUUCAAUUUGCCUAUUGUCACCCAAUAUCUACGAAUUGGUCCACCGGCUCAGAUAGAUGCCUAGCAACCCUCACCGUCCCGGGGAUGAUACUCCAGCAAUGGACAAACAUAACCAGUGACAUAAUGGUCCUAAUAGUCCCCCUCUUCACAAUCUCAACCCUAAACCUCGGCCGCAAGGACCUCUACGCCUUAAGCGUAGUCUUCUGCAUCGGCGCCCUCUCCAUCGCUGCGUCGGUAGUGCGCUUCACGCAGGUCUACUACGUAGUAAUGCACGCCGACAACUCCAUCGAGGCGAUCCGGAGAACGCUGGUGUGGGCCGUUAUCGAGAAGCUGUUCGCCUUCACGGCCUUCUGCUUGCCGUGUCUCAGAGUGUUUUACAGGAAGAGGCAUUCCGGCAGCGGGUGUCUGCCAGCGGAGAAGAAGACUUUGUUUUCUACGAGUAGUCACUCGAAUUCCUGUAGGAGUGGGGGCGGAAGUGGGCGGUCUUGUUAGACGAGGAAGGGGAGUGUAUAAUUCAAGGGGUUUUUUUUCUUUUUCUUCUUCUAGGAGGGUUAAGCGUUUAGGAUUUUUCAGCGGAGAUAUCAUGUGGUUAGUUAGCUGGCACUGUAGUUAUCGUAGAUGGAGUCGGGCGUUUUUUUCUUCUCCCUUUUUCUUCCCCUUCCCUUUGUUCAAAGGAAUGGAACCGGGUUUCUAUUCAGCUUUAGGCAUUUACCGAAAAGUAGCAUAUCCAUCUGGACAAGAAGAAUCAAACAUUGUCAUAUCAAUG
Tuber melanosporum (Perigord truffle) is the source of this 1486-nucleotide messenger RNA. RefSeq lists its product as uncharacterized. The record is from RefSeq and is a predicted model, not a curated record. The coding region runs from base 286 to 1212 and encodes 308 amino acids. The transcript has 4 exons. Lineage: Eukaryota; Fungi; Ascomycota; Pezizomycetes; Pezizales; Tuberaceae.